This is a messenger RNA of Nyctereutes procyonoides (raccoon dog), 1343 nucleotides long. Its product is annotated as heterogeneous nuclear ribonucleoproteins A2/B1-like. Gene Ontology annotation, molecular function: RNA binding. The coding region runs from base 169 to 1194 and encodes 341 amino acids. NCBI's taxonomy places the organism in Eukaryota, Metazoa, Chordata, Mammalia, Carnivora, Canidae. The record is from RefSeq and is a predicted model, not a curated record. The transcript has a single exon.
GUAGCAGCAGCGCCGGGUCCCGCGUGGAGGUGCUCUUAGCGGUGCUGUUUCUCGAGCAGCGGCAGUUCUCACUACAGCGCCAGGACGAGUCCGGUUCGUGUUCGUCCGCGGAGAUCUCUCUCAUCGCGCUCGGCUGCGGGAAAUCGGGCUGAAGCGACUGAGUCCGCGAUGCAGAGAGAAAAGGAACAGUUCCGGAAACUCUUCAUUGGUGGCUUGAGCUUUGAAACCACAGAAGAAAGUUUGAGGAACUACUACAAACAAUGGGGAAAACUUACAGACUGUGUGGUUAUGAGAGAGCCUGCAAGCAAAAGACCAAGAGGAUUUGGUUUUGUGACCUUUUCAUCCAUGGCUGAGGCUGAUGCUGCUAUGGCUGCAAGACCUCAUUCAAUUGAUGGGAGAGUGGUUGAGCCAAAACGUGCUGUUGCAAGAGAGGAAUCUGGAAAACCAGGGGCUCAUGUAACUGUGAAGAAGCUCUUUGUUGGUGGAAUUGAAGAAGAUACUGAGGAACACCAUCUUAGAGAUUAUUUCGAGGAAUAUGGAAAGAUUGAUACCAUUGAGAUAAUUACUGAUAGGCAGUCUGGAAAGAAAAGAGGCUUUGGUUUUGUUACCUUUGAUGAUCAUGAUCCUGUGGAUAAGAUUGUGUUGCAGAAAUAUCAUACCAUCAAUGGUCAUAACGCAGAAGUAAGAAAGGCUUUGUCUAGACAAGAAAUGCAGGAAGUCCAAAGUUCUAGAAGUGGAAGAGGAGGCAACUUUGGUUUUGGAGAUUCUCGUGGUGGUGGUGGAAAUUUUGGACCAGGACCAGGAAGUAACUUUAGAGGAGGAUCUGAUGGAUAUGGAAGUGGCCGUGGAUUUGGGGAUGGCUAUAAUGGGUAUGGAGGAGGACCUGGAGGUGGCAAUUUUGGAGGUAGCCCUGCUUAUGGAGGAGGAAGAGGAGGAUAUGGUGGUGGAGGACCUGGAUAUGGCAACCAGGGUGGGGGCUACAGAGGUGGUUAUGACAACUAUGGAGGAGGAAUUUAUGGAAGUGGAAAUUACAAUGAUUUUGGAAAUUAUAACCAGCAACCCUCUAACUAUGGUCCAAUGAAGAGUGGAAACUUUGGUGGUAGCAGGAACAUGGGGGGACCAAAUGGUGGAGGAAACUAUGGUCCUGGAGGCAGUGGAGGAAGUGGGGGUUAUGGAGGGAGAAGCCGAUAUUGAGCUUCUUCCUACUUGCCAUGGGCUUCACUGUAUAAAUAGGAGAGGAUGAGAGCCCAGAGGUAACAGAACAGCUUCAGGUUAUCGAAAUAACAAUGUUAAGGAAACUCUUAUCUCAGUCAUGCAUAAAUAUGCAGUGAUAUGGCAGAAGA